AUGUCAACACGACAUCUACUCACUCUUCCCAACGAAAUUCGCAAUCACAUAUGGGCUUUCGUCUUCUCUGAUCAACAUGUGGUGCCUACUCAAAACACCUUCGGAGUCCAGGAAUUGGGGUGCGAAACCUGUGCUGCCGAUGGACACCCGUUGCCUCUAACAAUGAAACAGACCUUCGAGCCGCUGCUGACUUGCAGGCAAAUGUUCCAGGAGGCAGUACACAUUCUACAAUCCUCAAUGACAGUUGAAUUGCGAAAGGGGAUACUAGACUUUUCCUGGCUGACAUGGCCUAUCCAGCCCAUCAAUCACAAAGUUCGGUGCCUAAUCCUGUGGGCGCACAUCCACCAGGACAACAAAAACCAAUGGGGGUCUGGUAUCUCCCUUAUCGGAAGAGCAUUCCCGAACCUCGAGGAACUGGUGAUACACGCACAUAUGCGCCCUCCAGAGAACUACCAGUUAUUGUCCGACGCAAUAGCCCUUGCCGCGCCUAUCGUGCGUUUGGGCCGAGACAAACGCGACACCAAAGUCACCUUGAACUUCAACUAUUCUUGUCACCGCGUGAUUAUUGAUAGCCCUGAACUUGGGAGGAUCACAACGGAUGACUCGGUCGAGGAGCAUGAACUCGUGUUGCAAGACCUUAUCGAAGAUGAUGCUUUCGUCGAAGCGGUACUGGCACAAGACGAGGACGAACAAGCAAUGGCCGCAGCGUUAUUGCGAGUUGUACAAUCUCAUCAGCAGCCUUGGUUUGAGAAAUUGGGCCGACGCCGAGAACAACAGCGUCGACAACAGGAGCAACAGGAGCAACAGGAGCAGCAGACGGAAUAA
Molecule: messenger RNA, 825 nt
Organism: Exophiala xenobiotica
Lineage: Eukaryota; Fungi; Ascomycota; Eurotiomycetes; Chaetothyriales; Herpotrichiellaceae
Exons: 1
Coding region: 1-825 (274 amino acids)
Source: RefSeq, a predicted model, not a curated record